AAUGUGGACGCUUGCAGGUCAGGGUUGGUGGCGCGGACGCGCGCUCGCGGCCUGGGUCACCGAGGCGGCGCGUAUGGGGCUGCUCGGGCCGCAGCUCGCGUCCAGGGCUCCGGACCGGUGGUACAGCUCUGCAGGCCGCAAGGUGACCGCCUUGAGCCUCUAGUCAUCCCCGUCGUACACCGAGGGAGGGUGCUCCUGGCGAACUUGCCAGGGCUUCUUAGUUCUGACUACUUGUGGACGCAGGUUGCGCUCCUGUGAGGCAGGCGGGGCUCGGAGCGCGGGGCUGCGCUUCGGCUGCGGACUCCAGGGCUCGCCAGCGUGACCUUGGACAAGUCGUGUCCUCACUUUCCUCACUGCUGCUCUGUAGCUUUUUUUAUUUCAAGAAAUUUUGUUACACCAGGUGCUCUAAGGCUGUAGAGAAGUUGAAAAAAUUGAUAUGUCUUGUUUUCCUGUUGAAAACAUUAGAAAUUUCAGUAUCAUUGCGCAUGUGGAUCAUGGCAAAAGUACUUUAGCAGACAGGCUCCUGGAACUAACAGGGGCAAUUGCUAAAACAAAAAAUAAUAAACAAGUUCUUGAUAAAUUGCAAGUGGAACGAGAAAGAGGAAUCACUGUUAAAGCACAGACAGCAUCUCUCUUCUAUAACCAUGAAGGAAAGCAGUAUCUUUUAAAUCUUAUCGAUACACCGGGUCAUGUUGAUUUUAGUUAUGAAGUAUCCAGGUCACUCUCUGCUUGCCAAGGUGUUUUACUUGUGGUUGAUGCAAAUGAGGGUAUUCAAGCCCAAACGGUAGCGAACUUCUUUCUUGCCUUUGAAGCACAGCUAUCAAUAAUUCCAGUUAUAAACAAGAUAGAUCUGAAGAAUGCUGAUCCUGAAAGGGUUGAAAAACAAAUUGAGAAGGUGUUUGAUAUUCCAGGUGAUGAAUGUAUUAAGAUUUCUGCCAAACUUGGGACGAAUGUUGAAAGUGUUCUUGAUGCAGUCAUCAAAAGGAUACCCUUUCCUAAAGCACAUUGCAGAAAUCCCCUGAGAGCUUUGGUAUUUGACUCCACCUUUGACCAGUAUAGGGGUGUGAUUGCCAAUGUAGCAUUAUUUGAUGGAGUGGUUUCGAAAGGAGAUAAAAUUGUAUCUGCACACACUCAAAAGACAUAUGAAGUUAAUGAAGUAGGAGUCCUGAAUCCUAAUGAGCAGCCAACUCAUAAACUAUAUGCAGGACAGGUGGGCUAUCUGAUUGCUGGGAUGAAAGAUGUCACUGAAGCACAAAUAGGAGAUACAUUAUAUUUACAUAAACAACCAGUGGAACCCUUGCCUGGGUUUAAAUCAGCGAAGCCAAUGGUAUUUGCAGGAGUGUACCCUAUAGACCAAUCUGAAUAUAAUAACCUGAAGAGUGCUAUAGAAAAACUGACACUGAAUGAUUCCAGUGUGACGGUUCAUCGGGAUAGUAGCCUUGCUCUAGGUGCUGGCUGGAGGUUAGGAUUUCUUGGACUUCUGCAUAUGGAAGUUUUCAACCAGCGACUAGAACAGGAAUAUCAUGCUUCUGUUAUUUUGACAACCCCUACUGUUCCAUAUAAGGCUGUUCUUUCAUCAGCAAAAUUGAUAAAGGAAUACAGAGAAAAGGAAAUUACAAUCAUCAAUCCUGCACAGUUCCCUGAUAAGUCAAAAGUAACAGAAUAUUUGGAGCCAGUUGUUUUGGGCACCAUUAUCACACCAGAUGAAUAUACUGGGAAAAUAAUGAUGCUUUGCCAGGCUCGAAGAGCAGUUCAGAAGAAUAUGAUGUUCAUUGAUCAAAAUAGAGUAAUGCUUAAAUAUCUCUUCCCUUUGAAUGAAAUUGUGGUGGAUUUUUAUGAUUCUUUGAAAUCUCUGUCUUCAGGAUAUGCUAGUUUUGAUUAUGAAGAUGCAGGCUACCAGACUGCAGAACUUGUAAAAAUGGAUAUUCUACUGAAUGGAAAUAUUGUAGAAGAGCUAGUAACUGUUGUACACAAAGAUAAAGCAUACUCUGUUGGCAAAGCUAUAUGUGAACGUCUGAAGGAUUCUCUUCCUAGGCAGCUGUUUGAGAUAGCAAUUCAAGCUGCUCUUGGAAGUAAAAUCAUUGCAAGAGAAACUGUGAAAGCCUAUAGGAAAAAUGUUUUGGCAAAAUGUUAUGGUGGUGAUAUUACCCGAAAAAUGAAGCUUUUGAAGAGACAAGCAGAAGGAAAGAAAAAACUCAGGAAAGUUGGCAAUGUUGAAGUUCCAAAAGAUGCUUUUAUAAAAGUUCUGAAAACACAAACUGAUAAAUAAUUGGUGGGAAAAUAUAAGGAAUUUUCAUAAAUUAAAGAUUGUGUAUCUUUUAAUUUUCCUUAGUAAUUAUGUUGAACACAACAGAAGGAAAAAUUAUAAAAUUUGCUUGUUACCUUCAAGGUUUUCAAUUUUAAAUAACCUCUUGGCUUUUCUUUGGAAGACAAUAAUGGGUGGAGAAGAACAUAGAUUCUGAAACCAUAUUGCCUGGUUUCACAUUUCUGUUCCACCACUCACUAGGCAAGGUGACCUUGACCAACUUACCCUUUCUUUAUUCUUUAGUAAAAUCAGGAUUAUACUAUUACUUCAUAGGCUGUGAGUAUUAAAUAGUAUAUUUAAAAUGUUCAGAAGACUACAUGACACAUAGUCAAUGUUAAGUGAAUCUUACUAGUUUUCAAGCAUAUUCUUUACACUGAAAGGCCUCAUACUUAAAUAUUUGAUCUCAUUCCAAUUCCACAAUAAGCUUGUUAGAUGGGUAUAUUUAGAUGAUAUAUAUGAAACUAUUAUUAAAGUCAAAUAACAUAUAUUUAGACCUGUGAUCUAGUUUUUCAUAAAAUUUUUACAAAUGUUAUUUUGAACCAGUUUACAUAUAAAUUAAGGAUAUGAGCUGCCUUAUUCUGAGAAUUAAAAUGCAUUUAUGUAAAGGGACAGAUGUUUGAUAUUAAUAGCAACUGUCAUUAAUGGCAGUCUCAUAAUUAUUGUCUAGAUUUCAUAACUGAGACUAGUUGAGACUGACUGAAGCUUUAAAUAACUUAGUUGAGGUCACACAGUCAGUAAAUGGCUGUCUUACUUCAAAACAUGUCUUAGUAAAUAAGAGGGCAUAGUGUAUUAUAGUAAAGAUAAUUUAGCCAUUGAUUUUUGUCCUUUACCUUGAAUGAACUGAAUGAAGAUAAGACUGUCCGUGAUAAAUUUUAUACAAGGUUGUUAUAGUUAAUAAAUUCAGAUAGUGGCAACUUCCUUAAAAUUGUGUAUAGAGGUUAAGUUACAUGUGGCUUAGUCCUAGUUACAUAAAUUAAUCAACCAUCAUCUUCAUGUCUUCUAGCUCUGGUAGAUCAGAUGGAUUAUGAGAUCUCAUGACAGUAUUGUUUUAAUAUAAUUUCUGAGAUGUUCUGUCAUACCGUUAUGGCCAGGGGAAAGUUAGAAGUUGGUAGCCUGGCACAUAGUAUGGACUGUGUUUGCUAUUUAAUAUUUGUGCCUUACUUGUAUGUUACUGUAAAAGACCUUGACACUGGGAAAGACAGAGGAUGAGAUGGCUGCAUGGCAUCAUCACUCAAUGGACAUGAGUUUGCGCAAAACUCUGAGAGAUAAUAAAGGACAGGGAAGCCUGGCGUGCUGCAGUCCAUGGCGUCACAGUCAGAGACAACUGAGCAACUGAACAGCAGAAGUAUUCCUACAGCUUGGCACUUUUUCUUUUCCCUUUAACCUCUGACUUUUUAGGAAACAGUUUUACUUUUAGUAAAGUUGUACAAAAAGUAUCUUUCAGAUUUUUUUUUAGCACACUCUUCUCUUCCCCGACACUUUGAUAAAACAUGGUUUAGAGCUGUGUAUUCCCCCAGAGUAGCAGUCCCCAACCUUUUUGGCACCAGGGACAGAGUUCCUGGAAGGUUUUUCCACUGCUGGGGGGUGACUUGGGGAUGAUUGAAGCGCACUACGUUUUUAAUAAAAUUUUAUUUAUUGUUUUC
Molecule: messenger RNA, 3948 nt
Organism: Dama dama (fallow deer)
Lineage: Eukaryota; Metazoa; Chordata; Mammalia; Artiodactyla; Cervidae
Gene: GUF1
Product: GTP binding elongation factor GUF1
Exons: 18
Coding region: 437-2269 (610 amino acids)
Biological process (GO): positive regulation of translation
Cellular component (GO): mitochondrion
Molecular function (GO): GTPase activity; mitochondrial ribosome binding; GTP binding
Source: RefSeq, a predicted model, not a curated record